GACUCAGUUAGGUAUAUAUUUAGUAAAUUUAGAAGUGCCAAAUAUUCAGAAAUAGUUUGCUGUAGAAGAUUUUAAACGGAAAGCCGAUGCCAUGCCAUAUCAGGGGGAAAUAGUUUUAGUUCCAUUUUUGCAUUUUGAUUAUGUUUUUGCUAUUGUUACUUAUUUUAAAUUGUAUGUGCUAUGUUUUUUUGUAUUAAAAAAAUCAAAAGGAGGUGUUUAGUCCGUAGGCGUAGUUUAAUUGCGAAUCGUGCAUAUCUAUAGUGCCGGCGCUAUAGAUAUCUUUGGAAGAUUCACCGGACUGUUUCGAAAACAAAAACAAAAAUAAAAUUAUAUUGUAUUAAAUGUAUUUAAAAAAUUUGUUUAGUAUGGAAAACGAACAAUCCAGCAACAUCAAGCGCUUUGAGUUUGCUUCAGAACAACCUCAGCCACAGGAACAGACGUUGACAUCAGAGGAACGCAUAAUUGCGGCUUUCAAAAAAGAAAAUAAUGAACUCCAUAAACAACUCGACUCGCUGGAAAAAAAAUUUGACGUAAUGGCGGAAGCUUUGGCGGGGGCGGUGGCCAUGUUAAAAAUUGGGGUAAAGAAAUAUCCAAAAGCCCCCAAAUGCCACUUCCCAAUAAAAUCUAAAGUUGAAUUAGAGGCAAUGAACAACGCCAUAUGUGAGGAGCUCAUCGAAUUCUAUUUUUAUUUUGUAAAUUUUUGUUGGUUCUUAGACAACGAAGGUGAACAAUAUUUUGGGAACAGCGCCAUCGUUACCAAAAUGUUUGAAAAAUGUGCUCGACGAGGAGGUCCUACUGGAGUAUAAUUUAGACGGGCGUCAGGAAAGAGCUCCCUAAAAAUUUUAAAAAAUUUGUAUAAAGCCCUGGAAAUGGCUAUGCAGCUGAAGAUCCCGAAUGAGCCAGCUGAGAAGACACUUCGAAAGGCGGUGCACAAUAUAAAAAAUAGUGCAAUCCAGAAGGUAUCCAUGGCGAAGAAAUUUAAGACUCAGGGCCAGCCAGAUGAUACCCAAAUUUAAAUUUAAUACAAAUAAACAAA
Molecule: messenger RNA, 1036 nt
Organism: Drosophila obscura
Lineage: Eukaryota; Metazoa; Arthropoda; Insecta; Diptera; Drosophilidae
Exons: 6
Coding region: 342-806 (154 amino acids)
Source: RefSeq, a predicted model, not a curated record